AUGGAUUCUAAAAGAAGAAAGCUCGGGGUCGAGAAGGCGGAGCGACACUCUCGGCCCGUCAAGCGGGCAAAGGUGGACGAGACGGACAUGUUCGAAGACGAAGAGGAACAAUUAGAGAGCGAGGAGGAUGCUUUUUCAGGACGGCGUGAGAAGGAUGCAGCGAAGCGGAAAGCGGGCGGCAGCGGAACAAAAGCAGCAAGCGAACCGGCGGCGGACGAGGACAAGGAGACGGCAGCGGAGAAGGGCAAGGUGAAGCAGCGGGCGGCGCCGCGGACGAGCAAACACGCGCCGGCCGAGGUGACGAGCCGGUUUGCGGUGAAGCGGGGACGCAACUGGCUGAGCGGCGACGCGACGAUUGCGGGAGUGGACGUGCGGCCGGCAGAGAUGCGGUCGCGGGAUCCGCGGUUCUUGCUGGCGUCGAUGAGCGGUCCGGCAUCGCGCAAAGAUACGCUGCGGGCGCGGCGCAACUAUGCGUUCCUGGACGAGUACCGGGACGGGGAGAUGCAGCAGCUGCGCGAGACGCUGACGACGGCAGAGCGGGCAGUCAAGUCGGUGCGAAAGUCGGCGGCGAAGCGCGGCAGAAGCGGCGGCUCACUACCACCACAGCAGCAGCAGCGGCUCGAGGCGGCAGAGGCGGCGGCAGAGGAGCUGAAGCGGAAGCUCGCGUCGAUGGAGGCACGCAAGCGCGACCGACAGGCCAAGGACCGGGAACAGGACGUGCUGGAGGAGCACAAGAAGCGGGAGCGGGAGCUGGUCCGACAGGGAAAGAAGCCGUUCUUCCUCAAGCGGUCGGAGCAGCGGAAGCAGCUGCUGGUGGACCAGUUUUCCAGCAUGUCGGAGCAGCAGGUCGACAAGGCGAUGGACCGGCGGCGGAAGAAGGUGGCAUCACGGGAACGACGAGAGAUGCCGCUGGUACGGAGGGGGUGA
Molecule: messenger RNA, 927 nt
Organism: Grosmannia clavigera kw1407
Lineage: Eukaryota; Fungi; Ascomycota; Sordariomycetes; Ophiostomatales; Ophiostomataceae
Product: pre-rRNA processing protein
Exons: 2
Coding region: 1-927 (308 amino acids)
Biological process (GO): maturation of SSU-rRNA from tricistronic rRNA transcript (SSU-rRNA, 5.8S rRNA, LSU-rRNA)
Cellular component (GO): nucleolus; 90S preribosome
Source: RefSeq, a predicted model, not a curated record